AUGAUUAACCGUUUAAUUUGCCUUUUUGCUGGGGUGAUCGCUCUGGGAAGCGGCCUCGCAAAUGCCCAUGGCUCACAUUCGAACAAUGAUCAACCCCCGUCCGACGAUUGGGCUACGAGACACAUGAUGGAGGAACACCACAUCGAAGGCUUUGAUGCCCCCUCAUUCUUCUCCAUGCACGAUUACGACUCAUCUGGUCUAUGGACUACCGACGAAGUGCGCCAGACGUACGGAAUGGACGACGAAUCCAAUAACGGCAUGAGCGAGUCCAGCAAGACAGAGGCUAUCCGUCAAGUUUUCGACCUUUUCGAUCCAGAUAACACUGGCUUUAUCUCGAGGGAUGGUUGGUUAAAGGCAGUUGCCGAUGGCGUUCGGCUUCCCGACCUCGGCUUUGGACCCGGGCACCAUGGCGACCUUGAGUACGAAUAUGAGAUCCAUCACUUCGAGAAGUACCACGGGGAGGAUGCUACCGAGGAGGAGUUGAACCACCCGGAGGAUAUUGAGCACUUCCGCCUGCACGAUGAGCUGGAGCGUGCUCAGAUGCGCCUCGAUCAGCUAGAACAGAUGCAGGUUGUUGUGGCUAACAUCCCCGCAAAAUUCCGUCGCAAUUAG
Messenger RNA from Penicillium verhagenii, 612 nucleotides. RefSeq names its product nucleobindin SSP120. The record is from RefSeq and is a predicted model, not a curated record. The transcript is spliced from 2 exons. Lineage: Eukaryota; Fungi; Ascomycota; Eurotiomycetes; Eurotiales; Aspergillaceae. The coding region runs from base 1 to 612 and encodes 203 amino acids. Gene Ontology annotation, molecular function: calcium ion binding. Gene Ontology annotation, cellular component: endoplasmic reticulum-Golgi intermediate compartment; extracellular exosome.